Miscanthus lutarioriparius is the source of this 3768-nucleotide messenger RNA. Lineage: Eukaryota; Viridiplantae; Streptophyta; Magnoliopsida; Poales; Poaceae. The record is from the annotation of a GenBank genome assembly.
AUGGCGGAGUCGGCGGCGGCGGACGGUAAGGCGGACAAGGUGGCGAACGGAGGAGGAGGGGGAGUCGGCGAUGCGGCGGGGGAGGGGAAGAAGAGGGUGGACCAGGCCGUGGCGUUCCACGAGCUCUUCUCGUUCGCCGACAAGUGGGACCUGAUGCUCAUGGCGGCGGGCAGCCUGGGCGCGCUGGCGCACGGGGCUGCCAUGCCGUUCUUCUUCCUGCUCUUCGGGGACCUCAUCAACGGUUUUGGAAAGAACCAGACCGACCUCCGCACCAUGACCGAUGAGGUCGCCAAGUAUGCGCUCUACUUCGUCUACCUGGGGCUGGUGGUCUGCGUCUCCUCCUACGCAGAGAUCGCGUGCUGGAUGUACACCGGGGAGCGGCAGGUGAUCGCGCUCCGGAAGGCGUACCUGGACGCCGUGCUGCGGCAGGACGUGGGGUUCUUCGACACGGACGCGCGCACGGGCGACAUCGUCUUCGGCGUCUCCACCGACACGCUGCUCGUGCAGGAUGCCAUCGGCGAGAAGGUCGGCAACUUCAUGCACUACAUCGCCACCUUCCUGGCCGGGCUCGUCGUCGGGUUCGUCUCAGCGUGGCGGCUUGCGCUGCUCAGUGUGGCCGUCAUCCCGGCAAUCGCCUUCGCCGGCGGCCUGUACGCGUACACGCUCACCGGGCUCACUUGCAAAAGCCGGGAGUCCUAUGCCAAUGCUGGCGUCGUCGCCGAGCAGGCAAUUUCACAAGUAAGAACAGUGUACUCUUUUGUCGGAGAGAGCAAAGCGCUCAAUUCCUAUUCUGAAGCAAUCCAGAACACACUGAAGCUUGGUUACAAAGCUGGUAUGGCCAAAGGUCUUGGAAUUGGAUGUACUUAUGGGAUAGCUUGCAUGUCAUGGGCACUGGUAUUUUGGUAUGCCGGGGUCUUCAUCAGGAAUGGGCAGACUGAUGGUGGAAAGGCUUUUACCGCGAUCUUUUCUGCAAUUGUCGGUGGCAUGAGUCUUGGCCAGGCUUUCUCAAACCUCGGAGCCUUCAGUAAAGGAAAGAUUGCUGGUUACAAACUGUUGGAGGUCAUUCGCCAGAAACCCUCCAUAGUCAAUGAUCAUAAGGAUGGAAAGUGGUUGGCAGAGGUCCAUGGAAACAUAGAAUUCAAGGAAGUUACUUUCAGUUAUCCAUCAAGGCCUGAUGUUAUAAUCUUUCGGGAUUUCUCUCUUUUCUUCCCUGCUGGUAAAAUGGUUGCGGUUGUUGGAGGCAGUGGGUCUGGAAAGAGCACUGUUGUGGCUUUGAUAGAAAGGUUCUAUGAUCCUAAUGAAGGCCAGGUUUUGCUAGACAAUGUUGACAUAAAGACACUCCAGUUGAGGUGGCUGAGAGAUCAGAUUGGUCUGGUAAACCAAGAACCUGCUCUUUUUGCAACAACAAUCCUUGAGAAUAUACUGUAUGGAAAGCCAGAUGCAACUAUUGCAGAAGUUGAGGCUGCAGCGACUGCAUCCAAUGCCCAUAGUUUUAUAUCUCUUCUUCCAAAUGGUUACAACACAAUGGUAGGUGAGCGAGGCAUCCAGCUCUCUGGUGGUCAGAAACAACGUAUAGCAAUAGCUCGUGCUAUGCUGAAGAACCCAAAGAUUCUGCUCCUCGAUGAGGCUACCAGUGCAUUAGAUGCAGACUCAGAAAGCAUUGUGCAAGAAGCUUUAGACCGUUUGAUGGUUGGGAGGACGACUGUAGUUGUUGCCCACCGUCUGUCCACUAUAAGAAAUGUGAACAUGAUCGCUGUGAUCCAACAAGGCCAAGUUGUUGAGACGGGGACACAUGAUGAACUCCUAGCAAAAGGAACCUCUGGAGCAUAUGCGUCCCUUGUCCGUUUUCAGGAAACGGCACGGAAUAGGGAUCUUGGAGGUGCAUCUACCCGCAGGUCACGGUCAAUUCACUUGACAAGCUCACUUUCCACCAAAUCUCUCAGCCUCAGGUCUGGAAGUCUAAGGAACCUCAGUUAUCAGUACAGUACUGGAGCAGAUGGUCGCAUUGAGAUGAUUUCUAAUGCUGAUAAUGAUCGCAAAUACCCAGCACCACGUGGAUACUUCUUCAAGCUUCUGAAACUGAAUGCACCUGAAUGGCCUUAUGCAGUGUUGGGGGCCAUUGGUUCUGUCCUCUCAGGAUUUAUUGGCCCAACUUUUGCCAUUGUUAUGGGUGAAAUGCUUGAUGUGUUCUACUACAAGGACCCCAAUGAAAUGGAGAAGAAAACCAAGCUAUAUGUGUUCAUCUAUAUUGGCACUGGCAUAUAUGCCGUCGUUGCUUAUCUUGUGCAGCAUUACUUCUUCAGCAUCAUGGGAGAAAAUCUUACAACCAGGGUUAGGCGGAUGAUGUUGUCUGCAAUACUUAGGAAUGAAGUUGGUUGGUUUGACGAAGAAGAAAACAAUUCAAGUCUUGUGGCUGCGCGUCUAGCUGUUGAUGCAGCUGAUGUGAAGUCGGCUAUAGCUGAGAGAAUAUCAGUCAUCCUGCAGAACAUGACUUCACUUAUGACUUCUUUCGUUGUUGGAUUUAUCAUUGAAUGGAGAGUGGCAAUACUUAUUCUGGCCACUUUCCCUCUACUUGUGCUUGCCAACUUUGCUCAGCAACUUUCAAUGAAGGGCUUUGCUGGUGACACGGCAAAGGCACAUGCCAAGAGCAGUAUGGUUGCAGGUGAAGGUGUGAGCAAUAUACGCACCGUAGCGGCCUUCAACGCUCAAAGCAAGAUCUUGUCACUCUUCAGCCAUGAACUGCGUGUACCAGAGCAGCAAAUCCUCCGCCGCAGCCAGACAUCAGGUCUUCUGUUUGGCCUGUCUCAGCUCUGCUUAUACUCCUCUGAAGCGCUCGUCCUCUGGUAUGGUUCUCAUCUUGUGCGGUCACAUGGGUCCACCUUCUCCAAGGUCAUCAAGGUUUUUGUUGUCCUUGUGGUGACUGCCAACUCCGUAGCUGAAACGGUGAGCCUGGCCCCAGAGAUCAUCCGCGGAGAGCAACAAGAAUUGAGCCUGAUGAUUCCAGAGUCAGAGAGGGUCACCACCAUCCGAGGGGACAUUGAGCUGCGGCAUGUAGACUUCUCGUAUCCAGCACGCCCAGACAUUCAAAUCUUCAAGGACUUCAACCUGAAAAUCCAAGCUGGACGCAGCCAAGCGCUCGUCGGAGCCAGCGGUUCAGGGAAGAGCACUGUCAUUGCUCUCAUCGAGCGGUUCUACGACCCAUGCGGAGGAAAAGUGGCCAUUGAUGGCAAGGACAUCCGGACGCUGAACUUGAAGUCCUUGCGGCUCAAGAUCGGCCUCGUGCAGCAGGAGCCAGUCCUCUUCGCUUCGAGCAUUCUCGAAAACAUUGCAUACGGCAAGGAAGGCGCGACCGAGGAGGAGGUGAUCGAGGCGGCAAAGACGGCGAACGUGCACGGCUUCGUCAGCCAGCUGCCCGAUGGCUACAAGACGUCGGUCGGCGAGCGGGGCAUGCAGCUGUCUGGCGGGCAGAAGCAGCGGAUCGCCAUCGCCAGGGCGGUGCUCAAGGACCCGGCCAUCCUGCUGCUGGACGAGGCGACGAGCGCACUGGACGCGGAGUCCGAGUGCGUGCUCCAGGAGGCGCUGGAGCGGCUGAUGAAGGGGCGGACCACCGUGCUGGUGGCGCACCGGCUGUCGACGAUCCGAGGGGUGGACCGCAUCGCGGUCGUGCAGGACGGGCGGAUCGUGGAGCACGGCAGCCACUCCGAUCUCCUGGCCCGGCCGGAAGGCGCCUACUCGCGGCUGCUGCAGUUGCAGCACCACCGUGUCUGA